UUCAGUUACAUUCAUAGAUUUACUUAAGAUCGGUUCGGUUCCUGAAGUCCUCUUCCCCCAGUUUUAUACAUUGUGUGUACGGUGUUAUCGUUUUUAGAGUCGCUCAAUCGCGGGGUGGUGUUGAAAUUUCCCAAAACAGAACUUGAGACCCUUGAAGUUACAGGUUUUUAAUCGGUGACGGACCCAAUUCGAACCCAGAAUCCGGAAUCAAAACCCGGGACCACAUAUCGGGAACGACGAAAGCAUUCCCCUAGAAUCGCAAACAGCAAAAGUAAAAGUGCUCUAGGGGAGCUCUGGGCAAGUGUGUGGCGAGUGAUCUUCUGACUCUCCUUUUUCGCGGUGGCUGGUUCCACCACUCAAGGAAGAAACAGGGAGUUCAUCGAAGUUUAGAGUCGAAUUUUUCGGUUUACGUUUGGUGUGUGUGAACGAAAACAGUGCAAAAAUAUACGACCAAGAAGCCAAAUUCCAACUCAAUCAACAGAAUUUCCACUUCUAUUCGAAGUCGAGGAAAUUGUUUGUGUGACUUGUGGUGGUAGUGAGUGAGUGAAACAAGGAAGUUAUCCUCUGGAAAAAGAAUACAAAAAAAAAAACGGUGCGUGUCAGUUCAAGGAUAAUAAUUACAUAAUUUUCCGGGAUAAGCUGAAACAGGAGCAGAAGUAGGCUUGGUGCAAGGCGAAACAGCACGGAAUCACUCUUCAACAGCAGAUUAACAUCUGCGGACGAGUUAUUUCGAUAUUUAUUUAAAGUUUAGUUAAGGAACAAACAAAACCCACACACACAAAAUGGCCUUAAUCAUGAAGUACAUUGACAGUAUGCACCACUACAUGGAUAAAUACGGAGAUCCCCGGACAAAGGAUUGGCCCCUUAUGUCAUCUCCCUUCCCCACACUAGCGCUAUGUUUAGGAUAUGUUUACUUAGUCAAAGUCCUAGGCCCAAGGCUUAUGGAGAACCGAAAACCAUUCCAGCUGCGAAACACCCUCAUCCUGUAUAACUUCGUGCAAGUCGUCUUCAGUGCCUGGCUGUUCUACGAGAUCGGUAUAUCGGGUUGGCUAACGGGACAUUAUAACUUCCGAUGUCAGCCAGUCGACUAUAGUAACCACCCUAAAACGUUAAGGAUGGUGCAUGCGUGUUGGUGGUACUACUUCUCCAAGUUCACGGAGUUCUUCGACACGUUCUUCUUCGUGAUGCGCAAAAAAACUAGUCAAGUGUCGACGCUGCACGUUAUUCAUCACGGAUGCAUGCCCAUGUCCGUGUGGUUCGGCGUCAAGUUCACUCCAGGUGGUCACAGCACCUUCUUCGGACUGCUCAACACCUUCGUACACAUCGUAAUGUACACGUACUACCUGUUCACGGCGAUGGGACCCCAGUUCCAGAAGUACCUCUGGUGGAAGAAGUACCUCACCAGCCUUCAGAUGGUCCAGUUUGUCGCUAUCAUGGUGCACGCCUUCCAGCUGCUGUUCAUCGACUGCAACUACCCGAAAGCCUUCGUCUGGUGGAUCGGAAUGCACGCCGUCAUGUUCCUCUUCCUGUUCAACGAGUUCUACCAGAGCACAUACAAAGCGACCAAGCGGAGACGGGCGGCAGCUGCCGAAGCCAGACGGUUGGCAGCCGAAGAAGCCAAACUGCAGAACGGCAGUGCUGUCAGCAGCAACGGUAGCGCAAUCACUGCCAACGGACACCACGGGAAGAACGGUUCGGUGCACCAUCACAGUAACGGCAGUGCCACCUCGAACGGCACCUCGUUACUGUCGAAUGGCGUCGGCGGCAACAAGGCUGCCGACUAUUACGUGCGGGGCGAUCUCCCGGCCGAGAUCGAGAUCACGCAGCGACAACCCAGCAGCCGCAAUCAGGUCCAAUAAUAGCGAAUACGUUGCAGCGGAAGACACUUCCCCGGCGGGAAGCGUUAGGACACUCACACAUACCCACAACUUACACACCGACAAUAUGCAAUCCAACAUACUUCCCUGGCUUCCUUUUUGCUCCUCUCAGGAGAAUCAAAAGUUCCCUUCCUUCCCUUGUACACUCCUUCACACAUACAAAGCGCAGUGGUUUCUAUUGUUAUGAUUAAUUAAUUUAUUGUAAAAUUUCUUUAAUAUUAUUAAUUCAUAAACCAACACACACAAACCAACACAAAACACACACAAAAAUGUGCAUGUGAUUCGCUGUCAAGUUUUUAUUUGUAUUUCAAAGUUUUUUUUGUUUUGUUCUGUCAAUCUCUUUCAACCAAACAUACUAAAGUAUAUUUACACAUAUUGGGAUAACAAUCGUCAACAUUCGGCAAUAAAAUGCAAGCAAAGUAUUUUUAUCGAGUUAAAAGCGAAACAUGUACACACCGAAAAAAAUUGUUACUUACUGUUUGUAUUCCAAAAACAACACGAAAAUUACGAAUAAAAAGUUUUAACCAGCAGAGAAGCAAGAAAACAAUCAAAACACACAGGAAAUGAAAACCAAACGGAGCAGAAAAAACACACAAUCAAACACACACAUACAAUCAAGUUGUAAGCAAAAGCCAAAACAAACCGAGAGAGAGAGAAAGAAUAAACGAGAGGUGAAAGCUUUUCCGUUUCGAUCUUCUUCGUCGCCUUCCAAAACAAAAAAAAAAAAUGUGGCGACGAGGGACGACAGAAAUGUGUUACCUUUAUUUAGAGUUUUUAAAUAAAGUGUUAGUAACUUGCGCGGUGAUAUCAGCGUCAGCCUAGCAGGUUCGUCACGCACUGGGGAGGAUUCAGGAAACAAAAAACUGAAAACGUAAAAAAUAGAAUCGAAACCAAACUGGCGGCAUAUUUGGAGUGGUUUUGUUUAAGCAGUGUAGUGAAGUAAUUCGUGAAUGUAAAGAAUAGGAACACAGAGGAACUACUACUGGGCGAAGAGCGAGACAGGCAAGCAUAUAAUUUGUAAAUAGUUUAGGUAACCUAAAAGUGUAGGCGAUAAGGAUGUAGGUUUAAGGUUAUACAACAGCAGUUAGUGGAGGAUGAAAACAAAAAAAAGUGAACUAACGGUGAAGAUUCUAAAAAAGAAAACGCCAGACAGUACCCUUUGGAUGCUAUUUUACCUAUCGACUAGGAUGUUUUUGUUUUACUUAUUUCAAUGAUUAGAACACGACUGUUGAGACAGGCACACACAGACAGCUUUACAAUGUGAGGAAUAUAAAUGUGUAUUUGUUUUAGUGGCUUCUCUGGCGUGUUAUGCCAAUAUUUUUUGGAUUUCUAAUUCUAUCCCUCUUGACGUGAAAAUCACCAGUUGACGAACAGUAAGAUCAUACACACAUAUACACACAUACACAUUCGAACACGAUCAUCAACCCAUACAGACAAAAUACACUCUGAUUCAGGAACAGGAACUACCUACUCUAAUAAUAUCAAGUCUAUGAUACACAAAAUACAAAACACACAAAAAAUAGAUGGUGUUUAGGGGACAGACAGACAGAGAUUGCCUCUGUCUAUAUGUAGGAUUAAAGUCUUUAAAAAUGAUAAGAAACGAAAAAACUCUAAUGUGAUUUCUUUAUUUUUUUGUAAGGAAAAUGCAAAAGCAAGCAAAUUAUAGUAAAGAAAGGAGAGAUGUAAAAAACGAAGAAUAUUCCGCCGCAAACAAUUAAAAAAUAAAUUGUUAAAACAAAAAAGCUUACAUCAUUGAGUGCGCUCCGUGUCCAUGUUGUAAAUCCGCUUCGAGCACAUAUACAAAAGCCAUUCGCAGAAUAUUUACAAACACAUACACAACAAUCAACAACAACGCAAAGCAAAGAGCGCGCGGUCACUUCAAUGGCGUGAAUCUGGCGUAUCAAACAAAAAAAGAACAUACGAACAAA
This is a messenger RNA of Aedes aegypti (yellow fever mosquito), 3805 nucleotides long. Its product is annotated as elongation of very long chain fatty acids protein AAEL008004. The record is from RefSeq and is a predicted model, not a curated record. Gene Ontology annotation, molecular function: fatty acid elongase activity. Gene Ontology annotation, cellular component: endoplasmic reticulum membrane. NCBI's taxonomy places the organism in Eukaryota, Metazoa, Arthropoda, Insecta, Diptera, Culicidae. Gene Ontology annotation, biological process: sphingolipid biosynthetic process; fatty acid elongation, polyunsaturated fatty acid; very long-chain fatty acid biosynthetic process. The transcript is spliced from 11 exons. The coding region runs from base 783 to 1859 and encodes 358 amino acids.